CUCUAAGCUAAGUCUCGGUAGUAAUAUUUGAUGCCCCAUAAAACGGAGUCACUUGCUUCCUUAAAACACACACACUCACUCUGUUUUCCAUAAAACCCUUGCUACUAAGCAUUAGCAAAAGGGUAUAAUGAUAAUCCUGAUUGGAAAUUGAUGAUAACUACUUUAGUUAAAGAUGGGCGUUGACCUACACACAUCAUCAGCAUCAUCAUCAUCAUCAUCACUGCUACCUUACCGGUUCCUUCCUGAAAAGCAGGGGAAGGGCAAUGAACAACCUCUUACUCUCUCAUCACGUGAUCAUCACUACUUCCAUUCAUCUCUACAAAUACCCAAACAAGUCCCAAUUCCUCUGCCUAACAUGGCACACCCCAUUGACUCUUGGAUUCUCGAUUCGCAGCAGCAGAUGUGGGACUUAAUGGGUUCAUCAUCUUCUUUGGAGAGCCCUACAGCCUCCUCUGGUGGGAUCAGCCAUGAUUCUUCUUCCUUCGAAACAACAACCUACGACGUUCUCUCAAUUCCCGACAACACCAUCAAACUCUACCACCAUCCCACUCAUCAUGCUGGAUUAAUCCAGGAACAAAUUCGAGCUAUUCAGUUGGGAUUUGGUGAAGAAAAGAAGAAAAUGAUGCAAAAAGAGAAGAAGGUAGGGGCUAUCGGAGUUGAAAUUGGUAACGGAGUUAGAACGCGUGCAGCUCCGGAGGUAUCAACGUUUGGGUCUGUUUCCGGUUCAAGAGGAGGUGGUUCUUCAGGGACCGGUGUUUUCUUGCCACGUCCCGCAACUACUCAUUCAUCACGGACCACACCUGGUAAAGGUUGCUCCAAUAUUCUUAUACCAGCUAGAGUGGUACAAGCUUUGCAACAUCACUUUGAACAAAUGGCUGUCACCUCUGGACCUAAAGCAGCUGCUGGCUUCCCUCCCCUGCAUGAUGUUUUGGUGAGUAACAGGGACGGCAUGUACUCACUGCAGAAGCGGCAAUCACGGAAAUCACAGCCAAAUAUGCAGCAGGGUGAUAUGAUUCUGCCUCAAGAGUGGACCUAUUGAUAUGAUUCUGCAUCCAUUUCUCUCUGCUAUGAGAUUUUACAUGUUCAUAGUAAUGAUAAUAAUGAUGAUGGUGAUCUUGGCAGUUUCUUGAAAAGGAAUAAAGAACAAAAUGAUCUCCAGGGUCCCUACUAUACCGAUCUCAUCACAUGGAGAAUAGUGUAGGAUGAUCAAUACUAGUACUAUUUAGCUAGCUAGCAAUAAUUAUGGCUCAAUUUGUUUUGGAAUUAAGGGUGAAUCAAUAAUAACAUCUUGUAUAAUAUGAGCCAUGACGAGUCUCUUAGCUUAUAGCUUAGAACUAAGCCUUAGCUUGAUCAGAAUUCAAAAUUAAUAAUAAGGAUGUCUUUUAUAA
Arachis duranensis is the source of this 1388-nucleotide messenger RNA. RefSeq lists its product as uncharacterized. Bases 173 to 1039 code for a protein of 288 amino acids. NCBI's taxonomy places the organism in Eukaryota, Viridiplantae, Streptophyta, Magnoliopsida, Fabales, Fabaceae. The transcript has 5 exons. The record is from RefSeq and is a predicted model, not a curated record.